Molecule: messenger RNA, 570 nt
Organism: Fusarium odoratissimum NRRL 54006
Lineage: Eukaryota; Fungi; Ascomycota; Sordariomycetes; Hypocreales; Nectriaceae
Exons: 1
Coding region: 1-570 (189 amino acids)
Source: RefSeq, a predicted model, not a curated record
AUGACGCCAUCUCUUCUCACUCCUCACCUCGACGCUCAGCACGUAUCCCCUCUUGCUUUUGAGCCGUCACCGAGAAUAUUCCUUCAACACUCCCACUCGAGUCUCAUCCGUCUACAAAUUCUUCCAAUUGCCUUCGUCUGUGCGGUUCAGACCUCGACAAGGCCCCAGCAACCCAGUCUUCCCUGGACAGAUCACGAUGAGCCCAAGCAACGAGUCCAGCCAAGCUUUCAAACGAAUUCCGACCAUGACUGGAUCCUCUCACAAACCCAAGAUGAACAACCGAACACUAUCCCUGGUCUCGUAUCCGCUCUCUUAGCCAGUGGCCCCGUCACAGCCAGCAAGUCACGGCGACAACCACCAUCCGAGUCAUCUGGCACAACCAGAGCGUCAGUAAUCAUGCCUACCACAAAUAAGAUCCACCAAGAGCACACCCCAAGAUCGGUUUCCAAACACCAAUAUGAUGGAGAUUCUUCUGCGACCGAGCCGCCAAUACAUAGUCCUCAAUCGCUCUCCACAACCGCAAUCUGCAAAGUAAAAACUUUCUCUUACCUCAGCCGCAUACCUCUCUAA